AUGUUCUCCGAGUACGCCUCCAGAUUUCUCGCACAGUCUCAAUCCCGUCUUAGUUUCGCGCCGACACCUGCAGACGACCGUCGGUCUGGCGAGGGUCGGGCAACAAGAAGACCGAACCAGACGUGGAGAUCAACGACUACUUCCAGAACGCUGAAUCCCCGCGUCCCAAAUCCUUACCAGCCGACAUCCUCCCAGCUGUCCGCCUUUCCGUUCGCUUCUCGCCUCAAUCCACAGCAGGCACCUUUGUUCUAUAGCGCUACCGACGAAUUCCGAGAAGAAAAUGAUGAGGAGGAGCACGAACGAGAGAUAGCCGAUUAUUAUGCUCUCCAGAGAUCAAGACGACAAUUAGGGGCCAGUGAUCUGCAUGCUUCCUCCGACGUCGAUGCUGGGAGUGGCUCCAGUCUCAAUGGCGCCAGUAGUCACGGGGAAGAUCCUCGUGAUCGAGGCACGGGCAGGCCUGGAGGUAUCAGGAGCUCAUGGCAUGGUGGCGCGCCAAAUCCACGCCGGAAAAGAACGGAUUUGACUGAUCUUGCAGAGUCAGGGGAAUCACAACCCGAGAGUCCGGUGUCAGAAAGGAACACGAUGGUUGACGUGGGAUUAGAAGACACUUUGAGGAGCGAGUAUGAUGACGAUCCACCCGAAGAUUUAAUAGAGAAUCCCCCUUCAGUUCAACAAUUGCGCAAACAAAAGCCGAAAGCAGAAGACGAGUACGACUCGGCGGAAUCCGACCAAGGUGAUGUGCAGGGACGACUGCUGGGACAUUCGCGGAAUCACUCUGGAGGGACUGAGUCUGUUCCAGAUGGCAUUCAGACUCCACAACUUCAACAACCCAGGCAUGAUGCUUUCUGGGGUCAGCUUUAUUUGCUUUCGGUUGCGGCUAUGUGUGCAACCUGGUUCCUUAUCUUGCUUCAUACACAAUCACCGAGCAAAAAACGCCCACUCGGUGAUACCGUCUACACGACUUUGCAUGGAUCCUUUUACCUGUUGGCGACAUAUACCCUUGUAGCGACCUUCGUUUCUUUGUUUUGGCUUGCAGCCCUUCGGUCAUAUGUUCGAUAUCUGGUUUACGGCAUCUUGGUCGCCGUUCCGGUUAUCCUCUAUUCAUUUUCUCUCUACCCAUUGAUAUCCAGCUUUCAGGGAUCAUGGCAUGGCUCAAGUAUCCAGGACACUGUCAUGAGAUGGAGCUCGUUGGUUCCUGCAAUCCUGGCCACCCUGUGGGUGCUCGCGGUCUUGAGGGGUCGGUUGGUGAUGCAAAAGGCCAUUUCCAUUCUGGAGUUUUCGACUCGAAUCCUCGCGGCAAACCCGACGUUAGUGCUCGUCGGAUUUGCCGUCCUGGGGUUCAUCGUCAGCUUCACAUGGAUUUGGUUGUCGAUGUUUGCAAGAGUGUUUCUCGGGGGCCACCCGUCUACUCGAUCAACGAUCAGCAAGUUUGUGAUUGACACAUCGACAUGGUGGCUGGGAGUGUACUUUAUUCUUGUGUACCUCUGGACAAUCACCAUUGCGUUUGGCAUGCAGCGGACGAUUACAUCGGCCACGGUAUCGCAGUGGUACUUCCAUCGAUUGGCAGUCCCAGCUCCCACACCUCAAGCCAUUGUGAAGGCUGCAUUGCAACAUUCAGCGACGACACUCUUCGGCACCAUAGCGCUAUUCACGGGCUUGAGUCUUCUGGUCCGACUACCAUUGAUCGUCCUGCCUCGGCGGUUGACAAUGCUCAUUGGGGUGGCAAUGUACUCAUUCAUCCCAAGUCCGAUCGCCGUUUUGAUCAAUCCACUCACCCUUACCUACGCUGCCAUUCAUUCCCAGCCGCUGGCUGUGAGCGCCAGAGGACUUUCGCAGAUGCAUUUCCUCGCCCCUAACGAUGCUACGACAGCCUUGCACCCAGGUACAUUCAGUCGCCGCCGGAGAAACGACGGUUGGUCUAAUGAUUCCACCCCCCUUCUUCCGUAUCGACUGGCCAAGCUCCUCCUCCAUGCGACAAGGUUUAUCAUGUGUUUGGCGCUGGGCUUUGGUGGAUGGGUCACUACAGCACGCACUCUCAGGCUGGAUGGAGCUGGGGUUCGCGGAAGCCUCUACGCUUAUAUUGUCGGGCUCAUUGCCGGGGCCAUAGGUUGGGGAAUCCUGGGUGCAAUGGAAGGAGUCCUAGCAUGUAUCGUCGAUGCAGUGGUGGUGUGCUGGGGAAGUGAAGUCGGCAGCACCGGGACCGGAGAGGUGCGGUAUUGUAGAGAGGCGGGAAAUCUGUUCCGCGAUGAUGGAGACACGAAUGGUGGCCGCAUCAAUCUGGUUUGA
Fonsecaea nubica is the source of this 2286-nucleotide messenger RNA. RefSeq lists its product as hypothetical. The transcript has 2 exons. Gene Ontology annotation, cellular component: plasma membrane. Gene Ontology annotation, molecular function: transmembrane transporter activity. The record is from RefSeq and is a predicted model, not a curated record. The coding region runs from base 1 to 2286 and encodes 761 amino acids. Gene Ontology annotation, biological process: transmembrane transport. NCBI's taxonomy places the organism in Eukaryota, Fungi, Ascomycota, Eurotiomycetes, Chaetothyriales, Herpotrichiellaceae.